Molecule: messenger RNA, 4268 nt
Organism: Gryllus bimaculatus (two-spotted cricket)
Lineage: Eukaryota; Metazoa; Arthropoda; Insecta; Orthoptera; Gryllidae
Source: the annotation of a GenBank genome assembly
CUGCCGUCCGCCGCCGCCGCCGCGCCCACCGACUCGGCGCUGCUGGCGCUGGUGCAGGCGCUGCCGCAGGCGCUGCUCCGCCAGCACGAGUACGAGGACCCCGCGGUGCGCGGGGGCAAGCACCUCAUGCACUCCGACUUCUUCAAGGUUCUGGUUGCCCUUGCAUGUGACUUAGGUUUGGAUUCAUUACCAUGUUGCUCUGAGAAUCAUAAAUGGUCAUGGUUCAGGCGAUACUGCAUGGCAGCUCGUGUUGCAUCUGCACUUGUGAAUCGAACUGCCUUGCCCCAUUCCUUUUGUGUGGAGGUUCGCAAGAAAAUUCUGGAAAUUGCACCUGAUAGUGAUGGACAAGGUUGGGAACAUGAAAAUCACCAGUUGUUCCGCCAAGAACAUGAUGAGCAAUUACUUAUGUGGUUACACAGUUGGUCUGGCUCUGGCACUAUAUAUGGAUGGGGACAUAAUCAUCGAGGUCAGUUAGGAGGAGUGGAGGGAGCAAAAGUGAAAUUACCCACUCCAUGUGAGGCUCUGUCUGCUUUGCGCCCAGUGCAGUUGGCAGGUGGAGAGCAGACCCUUGUUGCUGUGACAGCAGAUGGGAAAGUUUAUGCCACAGGAUAUGGAGCAGGGGGGCGUUUAGGAGUCGGUGGCACUGAUUCUGUUCUCUCGCCUACUCUUCUUGAGUCCAUUCAGCAUGUCUUCAUAAAGAAAGUUGCAGUAAAUUCAGGAGGAAAACAUUGCCUUGCACUUUCAGCAGAAGGAGAGGUUUAUUCUUGGGGUGAAGGUGAUGAUGGCAAACUUGGUCAUGGAAACCGCAGUUCUUGUGAACGUCCACGUGUAAUUGAAGCACUUCGUGGUAAAGAAGUAAUAGAUAUUGCUUGUGGUGGUGCCCAUUCAGCAGCUAUUACUCAUGGUCGAGAGUUAUACACCUGGGGCAAGGGUCGCUAUGGUCGUCUGGGUCAUGGAGACAGUGAAGAUCAGCUGCGCCCAAAACUUGUGGAAGCACUGCUGGGUUACCAAGUCGUAGAUGUUGCCUGUGGCAGUGGUGAUGCUCAGACUCUGUGCAUCACGGAUGAUGAUAAUGUGUGGUCGUGGGGUGAUGGAGAUUAUGGGAAGCUAGGUCGUGGUGGUUCAGAUGGCUGCAAGAUUCCCCUCAAGAUUGAAUCAUUGGCAGGUCUGGGUGUUAUUAAAGUUGAAUGUGGAUCUCAGUUCUCUGUUGCACUUACUCGAUCUGGCAGUGUGUAUACUUGGGGAAAGGGAGACUAUCAUCGUCUGGGACAUGGCACAGAUGACCAUGUACGCAGACCACGUAAGGUAGCAGCUCUUCAGGGAAAAAAGAUAGUUUGCAUUGCUACAGGCUCACUGCAUUGUGUGGCUUGCAGUGAUCAGGGUGAAGUCUUCACUUGGGGAGACAACGAUGAGGGGCAGUUGGGGGAUGGAAGCACAAACGCUAUUCAAAGGCCUCGCCUCGUCGUCGCUUUGCAGGCAAAGAAAAUUACACAAGUUGCUUGUGGUUCAGCUCAUACCUUGGCAUGGAGUACCAAUAAACCAGCAUCUGCAUCCCGACUACCUGCAGGAGCUCCUCUGGAAUAUGAUUUGGUGCGAGAUUUACCAUUGCCACUACUACGAAAUCGUCUUGUUUUGCUGCACCACUUCUCUGAACUCUUUUGUCCAAGUGUAGCUAUGUUUCCUAUGGAUGGUGAAGGGGGAUUGGACCGAUUGCGUGGUAUACUGGUUUCUUCGACAAAAGAGGCAACAUUCCGUAAGGUGGUCCAGGCUACAAUGGUGCGUGAUCGACAACACGGACCAGUUAUUGAACUUAAUCGUAUUCAGGUGAAACGAUCAAGAUCUAAAGGUGGUCUUGCUGGACCAGAUGGAAUGAAAUCUGUUUUUGGACAAAUGGUGGCCAAGUUGCCCCUUCUCAGCCCAGAUACACUUUUCUUACCACAUCGCGUAUGGAAAGUGAAAUUUGUGGGGGAGAGCGUGGAUGAUUGUGGUGGUGGAUAUUCAGAAAGCAUUACUGAAAUGUGUGAAGAACUUCAGAACGGUUCUCUACCUCUACUGAUAAGCACACCGAAUGGACGUGAUGAAGCUGGAACAAAUCGGGAUUGUUUCCUAUUGAAUCCUGCUUUGAAAUCACCAUUACAUAUGAACAUGUUUCGAUUCCUUGGUGUUCUAAUGGGAAUUGCGAUUCGCACGGGGUCACCUCUAUCUCUGUCCCUGGCUGAGCCUGUGUGGAAGCAGCUGGCUGGACUCCCACUCACUCCGGCAGAUCUCACAGAGGUGGAUCGGGAUUAUGUUCCUGGUCUCCUCUGCAUCCGAGACAUGGAGCCAGAUGCUAAAGCAUUUAGUGCCCUUGAAAUGCCUUUCAGUUCACCAAGUGCGUGUGGGGCGGAAGUGCCACUGUCAACUCGUUAUAAACGUAUCACUCCUGAAAAUCGUUUAGAAUAUGUACGAUAUGAACUGGAGACUAUGGUUUGUGGUUCUCCCGACAUUCCACUCAAUCUUUUGAAAUCUGUGGCUACAUAUAAAGUUAUGGAAGAAUUCUCAAACCAAGAGCGCUCUCUAUUUUUACGAUUCGUUUGGGGCCGUACUCGGCUACCUCGCACAAUUGCAGAUUUUCGUGGGCGAGACUUUGUUUUGCAAGUUCUUGAUAAGUACAGCCCUCCAGAUCACUUCCUACCAGAAAGUUAUACCUGUUUUUUUCUAUUGAAAAUGCCACGUUAUUCUUGCAAGGCUGUCCUUCGAGAGAAGCUCAAAUAUGCCAUCCAUUUUUGCAAAUCUAUUGAUACAGAUGAAUAUGCACGAGUUGCUAUGCCUAGUUCUGGUGGUGCAUCAUCAAAUUGUGAUUCAGAUGAUGUGGACUCAAUUGCCAGUGAUGGACCAGAUGAAGUUGGAUCUCGGACUUUGAAGACGCACAAAAUUUUUCGAUUCAUCGUCUACAUCAAUAUUGAGUUCCGUUUGGUCUGCGAUCGAGCAAUUCUGUUGCCGACACUCCAGACGGUGGUGCCUGCUGGAAAGUUGUUUGGAUCUCUCUUCAUGGGUUGGUUUUCUGAUGGUCUUGGUCGCAAACCCGGUUUCAUCAUUUCGUCUUCCUUUUAUAUGCUUGCUGCUGCAAUCCCCUUCAUGUUUCAAGACUACAUAGGCCUGUGCAUAGGACGGUUUUUAAUGGGAAUUGGAGGAACUGGUUGCUUUUACAGCGGCCUCACUCUCAGUGUGGAAGUGGCCUCUUUGAAAUGGAGAAGUAUUCUCGGGGUCCUGUUUAAUAUCAGCUAUGCGUUGGGAAUGGUGACGUUGCCGCUCUUGUCAAUGUUCAUAACUCAAUGGCGCCAGCUGCUUCUGGCAGUUACAAUGCCAAUUUACCUUCUUUUUGACGAGGAAAAAACUGGUGAAAAAUUAACGUGUGAAGAUGUGAAGAGAAAAAUUGUGAAAAUAUUGAAAUUGAUCUCAAACUUCUGCGUCCACUCUGAACUGAUCUUUCGGCUGAUGGCCAUGAUUCACAUAUUCAAUGUAGUGAAUGGCGUGAUGGAAGCGAUUGGAUAUUCCACGCCCAUCCUCCUUUUGAAGUGGUUUCCACGUCGCCUUUUGGGCUUUGGGCUGCUUAUGAUUGCGGGAUCAGCUCUCAUCAUCACUAUUCCCAUUCCUCGAGACAUUUAUUGGAGUUCUAUGCUUGAGUUGGUGAUCAUCAUGAUUAUCCGGGUCACCAAUUCCGGUGUUUUUGCUGUAAUAAUAGUUCUCACUGCUGAACUAUUUCCUACGGAAGAGAGGGCUACUGCUCUUGGAAUAUGUUCAGCCACGUCCCAUGUUGCAGGAAUGAUAUCGUCGUUUCUUGUUGGCUACGAAUCGGGACCGUUGGGGAAAAAUUUUGCUAUACUACUAUGUGGCAUUGCCACCAUAGGAAUUGCAAUAAUUAUACUCCUUGUGCCUGAAACGAAAGGGAAACCAUUGAUGGACACCAUUGAAGAUCUGGAAGAAAAAGUGAAAGAAGGCGAUAGAAUAUCUUGCGUUAAUCUUGUAAGGUUUAAAUGGAGACCACAGGAAUAGUUACAAGUGACACUAUUGAGAGUAGUGUGAUGUGUUGAUAAAUACGAAGUAAUAAAUGUUUUGUGCCGCAUCAAUAUUGGAUGUAAUUUGUAAUAAAAAUGACGAUCAUUUGUAAUUGUAGCAUGCAUUAUUUUUAAGAUUAAGGACUCUUUAAAGAUUAGGCCGACUCUUUUAACGUCUCUUAAAGGACGUUAAGGCAUAGGCAUAGAACACAUUGUUAAAUAAAAAUUAUA